AUGGACCUGUUCGAAACGCUGGGGCUGGGCCCCCGUCAGCCGGAGGAAAACGAGGUAUACAUUGCGAUUUACGAGGACCCCGUAGACUCGGCCGCCACUGCCGCCAUCGACGCUGCCGCCACCGCGCCUAGAGACGGUGGUAGCGGCGGCGGCGGUGGCGGCAGCGACGAUGCCAACGGGGAUUCUAAAGCAGCAGCACGUACGGCGCCGUACGGUGAUGACUCUGCCCCGUGCAGCAGCUCGGCCGAAGGAGGAGGUACUGGUGGGCAGCCGUCGGGCACUUCUGGCGGCAGCGCAGCCGACGGCGGCAGGGAGGGUUGCGUGUGGGCUGUCGUACGGUUCGGUGAUGCUGUGGACGACGAGUGGUGGCUGGUGUGGCUGCUGCUGCGGAUGUCCCGGGACCUCCAGAACCUAUCCGUACAGGUGGUGUGGGUGUGGGAUAACGACGGGCAGUUCCUCCUGAUCGAGGCUGCCUACGCCCUGCCGCGCUGGCUCAAGCCCGAGAUCUCAGACAACCGCGUGUGGCUACGCCGCGGCCAGAUGCACAUCAUUCCGCUUCCCAGCACUGCAGCCCCAGACCUGCCGGCCAGUCCAACCGUGGCUCAGGCGCUGGCGGUGCUGCGAGAGGCCAGGUUCGCCACCGCGAGUCUGCGAGUACAGCGGCCCAUCGACCAGCGGCUGGAGGGCUACCCAGCUCGGGCGCGCCGCGAGCAGCAGCAGGUGGCCCGCUGCUUGCUGCCGGGGCCAGUGGCGGCGGCGCUGCAAGCCGAGCCGCAGUUGGUUUCGCAGCUCGUCGAGGCGUUCUACCUUAGGGAUGCGGACGACAUGCGUGCCGCCGCACGCAUGCGCUUCCUGCCGGCGGCCCUGGAGCGCUCCCCGGUUCUGGUGCGCAUGACUCGCUGCCACUACGCCCAGUUGGCGGCACAGCGCUUCUCCGCGCCGCGCGGCCUAGCCAUGCCGCCGCCGGACAGCCCGCUGGCCAAGGCGGCCGAUCUGGGGCUGAAGCUGACGGUGGCAGCGGAGAUUCUCUGCGCAAGGCACGCCCCCGCAGUGCUUCAGCAGCAGAAGCAAAAGCAGGGGAAUGGGGAGGCGGAGGCUGCGGGCACCGGGGCCCAGAGUGAGGCGCACUUCGCGGGGAACCCCUGCUGGGGGCGGUUCAAGGCCUCUUUAGAAAGCAACGGCUACUUCCAGGGCCACAUCCCCGGCUCAAGAAGAUACAAGGAGUUGCUGGCGGCGGCUCUGGAGAUAUAUGCAGCCGGGCUCACCGCUGAGGGUGACGACGGCAGUAGCAGCGGCAGCAGCAUGCCUCAGAGCUGUGGCGGCGGGGUGGCGCUACUCCGGGACCCCGGUGGACGGCUUGCAGAGGCGGUAUUGGGGAAGGUGGCCGAUAGCGGCAGGGUUGAGAAGGCAACAG
Volvox carteri f. nagariensis is the source of this 1414-nucleotide messenger RNA. RefSeq names its product MADS box transcription factor (gene mads2). The transcript has 6 exons. Gene Ontology annotation, cellular component: nucleus. NCBI's taxonomy places the organism in Eukaryota, Viridiplantae, Chlorophyta, Chlorophyceae, Chlamydomonadales, Volvocaceae. The annotation marks the transcript as partial. The record is from RefSeq and is a predicted model, not a curated record.